GCGCACAGCAGCUCUGAACUCUGCCGCGCAACCCUAGAAGGCAGUAGCUCGACAAUUCUCUGUUCGUUUCCCGUUCACCGGCCGGCGGGAAUCCUCCGUCAUCCUUUCCGGGUACUGAAAAACCCUAGGGUCUCCUUACAGAAAAAGUUAGUUCCAGUAUAUUCGUCUCCCCUCAACUCGCAGCCUUCCAUAACCCUGAUUUCUGCGCCGGAGGCAUCAAUGGAUUCUCGGCUGGCAAAUACUUGGCGUCCGACGGUAAACGAAAAGAAAUUUAUCGAGACUGCUUUGGCUUCUAACUUGAGAAUCGAUGACUAUAACCGGAAACCCAUUGAGUAUCGGCAGCUAACCAUCAACUUUGGAAGGGAAGACGGGUCAGCUGAUGUGCAGCUAGGCCAUACUCAUGUGAUGGGUUUCGUGUCUAGUCAACUUGUCCAACCUUACCGUGAGCGUCCAAAUGAAGGGACAAUGUCGAUUUUCACCGAGUUUUCACCAAUGGCCGAUCCUUCAUUCGAGUUAGGCCGUCCAGGAGAGUCUGCAAUAGAGUUGGGCCGCAUAAUUGAUCGUGGCUUAAGGGAAAGUAGGGCUGUGGAUAUGGAAUCACUUUGUGUUUUGGCUGGGAAGUUAGUUUGGGCCAUCAGGAUUGAUCUCCACAUCCUAGAUAAUGGAGGAAAUCUUGUUGACGCUGCCAAUGUGGCUGCUUUAGCUGCCCUGUUGACCUUUCGGAGACCAGAGUGCUCAUUAGGUGGAGAAAAUGGACAAGAAGUGGUUGUACAUCCACCUGAGGUUAGAACAUUAAGGCAUUUUGAGUGGUCCGUUGAUUGUUGUUCUUGCAUUCUGCAGGCGAAGGAUCCACUUCCUUUGAUAGUUCACCAUUUGCCUAUAGCAGUGACCUUUGGAUUUUUCAGCACAGAGUACACCAUGGUGGUAGAUCCAACCCAUAGCGAGGAGGCUGUUAUGGGGGGCCGUAUGACAGUAACAGUUAAUGCAAGUGGCGAUAUUUGUGCCAUUCAAAAAGCUGGAGGAGUAGGUGUGCCACAGAGUGAGAUUAUGCGAUGUUUACGACUUGCUUCUGACAAAGCUGAAUCUAUUACCAAAAACAUAAAAGACGCGGUUGAAGCGUUCAACACGGAGAGAAUGUUACGCAAGAUCAAGCGACAUUCUACUGCCGUAGCUGCCAAUGUUAGUAUAGAAAAUGAUGUCAAAGGGCAAAAAGACAAACUCGCUGGGCAGAGAGUAAAUGAGUCAUCAAUGUCCCAGAUGGAGAGAUUGAAGCUAAAACCUGACGAAAGUUCCAUAUCCCAAAAUGAUGGUUUAGGCAGCGAGACCAGAUCAUCGGAUCAAAUCAGUAGUCAGCGUGCCGAGGGAAAUGCUCCUCUUUUUCUUGGAGGGCCCUCAAGCUGGGACCCUCACACACACGGUGUUGAUCCAGAUUUCCUAAAAGCUUCUCUUGCUGCACAAGGAAAAUCGAACCCCAAGGCGGAACAAAGUAGCGAAGACAGUGACGAUGAUGUAGCAAUGCAAGAAAAAGACGCCUCUGAAGACGUCAAACCUCCGAGCUUAGCAACAGAUUCAUCCGAAACAGUAGAAGAACAAAAAACCAGCAUAGUGAAGAAGACUCUCAAGGACGCAGUGAAGCCAAAGAACAGGAGAAGAAAGAAGACGCGCUCUUAACUUAAACGCCAGCUAAGAUUCAUUCUGACAAACACGUUGUUUUACUUUUUAUCUGUAUCCCCCCUUUUUUCUGGAAUAGUUUUAGCUGUGUUUGCGGUGCUUGUUUUGAUACAAUUACGUGGAAUUAGGGCCAACGACGCCAUAAAACCAUGUUGUUGUUCUUCCAAAACUGCCUCAGAUAAACGGCGUCGUCCCUGGCGACCCAGUACGUGUUGUCCAUGUGAAUCCUCUCCCAGGGGUCCUUCUCCUCCUCGUUAUACGCAUCGAAAACGACCUCGACGUUGCCCUUCGCCACGUGGCACCAGAAGAGCGUGAUCCCGAAGAUGUUGGGCCUGAACCGCCACUGGUACUCGGACCCGGGCGGGACGACGUGGACCCCCAUGUCGUUGUUCUUGGACUUGCAGUGGACCGUCACGGCCCGCCCGCCGCUCAGCUCGUUCACGAUGUGGAUGUGCCUGUAGGCCCACCACGAGCCCUUCUUCGAGUCCGCCAGCCCGCCUGCAGGAGCGCCGGUGUCGGUCGGGGCGUCUUGUUUUUCCGGUGGCGACGUGGCCGGGACCACCGUGUCCUGUACGUCAUCCGGCGGAGCAGUGACGUCGGCUGAUGCAUGUGGAGCGAAGAUGGCCAGGCAGAUGAUCGCAACCGCCAUGGGAGAAGCUUUUGUGAUCCACAUUUUGAUGAUAUGGGCUGAUUAUCUCUCUAGUUACUCUUUUUUUUUUUUAUGUGUUUGAAUGUUUUACAUAAUGUAGAAGUUGAAAUUGGUGAAGUAUUUAUAGUUGAGCUUGAAAUGCAUGUUUACUGAAAAUAGUAGAGUGAUUUCAGCUUCACCGCACAGGAU
Molecule: messenger RNA, 2509 nt
Organism: Linum tenue
Lineage: Eukaryota; Viridiplantae; Streptophyta; Magnoliopsida; Malpighiales; Linaceae
Source: the annotation of a GenBank genome assembly